Messenger RNA from Melanotaenia boesemani (Boeseman's rainbowfish), 1977 nucleotides. It is a transcript of the gene ap3m2, whose product is annotated as adaptor related protein complex 3 subunit mu 2. The record is from RefSeq and is a predicted model, not a curated record. NCBI's taxonomy places the organism in Eukaryota, Metazoa, Chordata, Actinopteri, Atheriniformes, Melanotaeniidae. The transcript is spliced from 9 exons. Gene Ontology annotation, cellular component: cytoplasmic vesicle; clathrin adaptor complex. Gene Ontology annotation, biological process: endocytosis; intracellular protein transport. The coding region runs from base 510 to 1766 and encodes 418 amino acids.
UGUUUCACAUGCUAAAUUAAGUUGUUCGGUGAGAGGUCUUCCGUCGUCUCGUGCUCCCCUGUCAUGAGACUGAAGCAGGAGGAGGGACUGUUGUAGCAUCUUGAUGUUAGGAGACGGAGGCCUUCAUGCUGCCUUCUGUAAAUGUUUAAGCUAGUUACUCGCUGGAUCAUUUUUAAAAACUGAUAGUUAAAAAAUGUGUCGCUGUAAUUUGUUGCAGCUGAGUUAAAGCCGGCUGAACUCGAUAGCUUUGCCGCAUGUUUAAUGAGUAUUCCGGUGUCAUAUUACCAUUCAACAGAAGUCUGUCAUGUGAGCAGAGGAGGGAUUUUUUCCCUCUUAUCCAUUAUUUGGCAAUGAAAUCCCGUUUGGUCUCUUCUGAACUAAAUAAAUAACGUCUUACAAGAUGAUAAACUUUCAUUAAUGAAUGUACAGUAGCUACAGCUCCAGCCUUUUUCCUUUCAAAAUCCUUUGGCUUUCUUAUAUUACAUUUAGCCUCCCGGCCUUGAGUCAAGAUGAUCCACAGCUUGUUCCUGAUAAAUGCCUCGGGGGACAUUUUCCUGGAGAAGCACUGGAAAAGUGUGGUCAGUCGCUCUGUGUGUGACUACUUCUUUGAGGCACAGGAGCGAGCAACUGAGCCGGAGAACGUCCCACCAGUGAUCCCCACGCCGCAUCACUACCUUAUCAGCGUGCUCAGGCAUCGCAUCUACUUCGUGGCAGUCAUCCAGAGCGAAGUGCCUCCGCUCUUCGUCAUAGAGUUUCUGCACAGAGUCGUUGACACGUUCCAGGAUUACUUUGGAGUGUGCACAGAAGCAGCCAUAAAGGACAACGUGGUCGUGGUCUAUGAACUUCUAGAGGAGAUGCUGGACAAUGGGUUUCCCCUGGCGACAGAGUCCAACAUCCUCAAAGAGCUUAUUAAGCCUCCCACCAUCCUCCGGACAAUGGUCAACACCAUCACAGGUAGCACCAACGUGGGUGAACAGCUCCCCACUGGCCAGCUCUCUGUGGUGCCGUGGCGACGAACCGGCGUCAAAUACACCAACAAUGAAGCCUAUUUUGACGUAGUGGAAGAGAUUGACGCUAUCAUCGAUAAAUCAGGUUCCACCAUCACAGCAGAAAUUCAGGGAGUUAUUGAUGCUUGCGUAAAACUGACUGGGAUGCCCGACCUCACGCUCUCAUUUAUGAAUCCUCGGCUCCUGGAUGAUGUUAGCUUCCACCCGUGUGUUCGGUUCAAGCGCUGGGAAGCUGAGCGGAUCCUGUCCUUCAUCCCCCCUGAUGGAAACUUCCGGUUGCUCUCCUAUCACGUCAGCUCUCAGAACCUGGUGGCUAUCCCUGUCUAUGUCAAGCACAACAUCACCUUUCGGGAGGGAAGCUCUCAGGGUCGUUUUGACUUGACCCUGGGCCCCAAACAGACCAUGGGCAAGGCCGUGGAGUCUGUCCUAGUCAGCAGCCAGCUGCCGCGGGGUGUCCUCAACGCCAGCCUCAACCCCUCCCAAGGGACAUACACCUUUGACCCAGUCACGAAGUUGCUGACAUGGGAUGUUGGUAAGAUCAACCCGCAGAAGCUUCCCAGUCUGAAAGGCACCAUGAGCCUGCAGGCCGGAGCCUCUAAACCGGACGAGAACCCCACCAUUAACAUCCAGUUCAAGAUCCAACAGAUGGCCAUCUCAGGACUGAAGGUGAAUCGACUGGACAUGUACGGUGAGAAGUAUAAACCUUUCAAGGGCAUCAAGUACAUGACCAAGGCCGGCAAGUUCCAGGUCCGGACUUAAAAGCCACUUCUCUGGGAGCGCUGGACCAAACCACCAGGAGACUGUUGGGGGUUUUAAUGGGGGAAGGGGAGUUGGUAUAUUCCCUGUGUUUAUGCAUUUAUCUUCCAAAGUUUACCCACACCAAUUGGAGGCUCCUUGUAGCAGUUAGGAGUGGACCCUUACACACAGAAAUGAAACCUCUGUUAACUGGUUACAGCUCUAAGCGAUUCAG